AUGAGUGUGUUAUUGGGUACUCAAGAUUUGAAAGAAAGUAAAAGUCCAAACCGUUUAGGGUCCCCAGCCACGACCAAGUCUGAGAAGCUAAAGGGCUGGGGUCUUGUUCAUGUCAUCUUGAGGUCGAGAAUAUACCCAAGAAGAUGGGCAGUCGGGUUCAAGACUCGAUACUGUCCAUUACCCAUGGUGCCCAAGGGUCAGGUUCGAGGCUGCCAAAGGCUGGGACAACUUCGGGACGAGAGCAUCAAGGCUGAGCUGGGUAGAGACUAG
Dovyalis caffra is the source of this 270-nucleotide messenger RNA. The record is from the annotation of a GenBank genome assembly. NCBI's taxonomy places the organism in Eukaryota, Viridiplantae, Streptophyta, Magnoliopsida, Malpighiales, Salicaceae.